This is a messenger RNA of Amorphotheca resinae ATCC 22711, 840 nucleotides long. RefSeq lists its product as hypothetical. The coding region runs from base 1 to 840 and encodes 279 amino acids. Gene Ontology annotation, cellular component: cytosol. Lineage: Eukaryota; Fungi; Ascomycota; Leotiomycetes; Helotiales; Amorphothecaceae. The record is from RefSeq and is a predicted model, not a curated record. Gene Ontology annotation, biological process: TOR signaling. The transcript is spliced from 3 exons.
AUGUCUUUCAACGGCGCAGUAAAUGAACACUAUCCGACGCCCGCUGCCGCAGACGAAUCAACCGUGUCGCAUGUUCAGAAGGGCUUCAAGAUCAGCGCGCGGAAGCUUCCUAUUUCCAAAUCUGGGCCGAUCGAUGAGAUGUCACAGAAGCUAGGCAUCCCUGUUCCAGAGAUGAUUUUUGGUGAUAAUAUGGUUUCUAUCGAGCAUCUGGAAAGUGGGUGGAGGUUGGAGUUUAAUGCGUAUGAUGCUUUGGACAGAGUGGACAAGACGGGCAAAAAUAUGUUGAAGGUUGCAUACUCAAAAGAGUGGUCAAGCAGCAGGGAGAAAACGCACGAAGGUAUCAAAGAGGUGGUGAAGCCAUUCGAUUGGUCAUACACGACAGAUUACAAGGGCACCAUCACCAAGGGCAAGCCUUUCAAUAUGCCUCCUCAACAAGAUGCUGAGCGAAUCCCAAUCGAACUUCUGAAACGGCCCGACCCUAUCCUAUUCUUCGAAGAAGUGGUUCUCUACGAAAGCGAGCUCGAUGAUAAUGGAAUCUCGGUCUUAUCCUGCAAAGUGAGGGUGAUGCCCGACAGGAUGUUGCUACUCUGCCGUUUGUUUAUGAGACUUGACGGAGUCCUUGUGAGGAUCAGGGAUACUAGGAUUUACGUGGAUUUCAAUGCCGGGAAGGUUAUCCGGGAUUAUACUGAGAAGGAGGACGCUUUCGAUAAAGUGAAGAAGAGUCUUCUGUUCUCCGGAAAGCUACCAGAGGACAUAACGGUCGCACUCCGGGAUCCAAACCAGAUUGCGCAUCUGAUACCGGAAGUCAAGCACACUUUAGAGAAUUUGACUGUGCCCUGA